GGGGGUUUUUUUUUCUCCAUUUCUUUGCCUCGUGUAGAAGAGAUUACAGCUGUUCUUUCUUUUCUGAUUAAAAUUGCAUUAUUGAUUUACUGGAGCUGUGUUUGACUUCAUUCUUGGUUUGGUUUCUGCUGUGUACUUCCGUGGCUGAUGAGGUUUGGAAGGGAUUCAUCUUUGGUUGCUGCUAUGUCUGAGAGUGGCUGGUUCGGUGAUAGUUUAUUGGGGUUUGGUGGAUUUAGAAAUCAGUGUGUUUUGUUUAAUGUGCAAGAUAUUUUGAGGUUAUGGCUAGACGAGCAACCAAAGUUUGUGUUCCUUUUCAGCCUCUUUUGGAAAAGAUUGUUAAUUGGCUUCAGUUUCCACCUCCAGUCUAUGGAUUCAUAGAUAUUGCUAAGAACAAUGCCUUUGUACGUGUUAAUCGGCCAAAUUCACGAGCAAAAUUUCUUUUUUAUGGUGGGGAUGCCACUUCAGUAGAAGAGUCUCGCGAGAGAGCAGCUCACAAGGCUGUCAAAAGAUUGAUUGUCUGUUUAAUGUCCGAGUAGAUGAUUUCACGCACGAACGUCUAAAGAUGUAUCGUCUUUGUGUCAAGCUAUAUAAGAAUAGAUGUGCUGAAUUGGUACAAGAGAGGGCAGACCUGAGUUGUAUACAUGCAGACUGUAUUUCAAGAGAGAAUGCAUCAUUUCAUGAUAUUCAUGUUUCAGUUGAUUUUGUACAAUUCUUGGGUGUCUUAGUGAGGAAAACUGGUGUAAUUGCAACUACUAUAGAGACUACUAUGGUACAAGGACAUGGCUAUAUUUCUUGGCUGAUGGUAACAUGUCCUCAUAACAACAUUGGCAUGGAGUGUAUUUUUAGUGACCCCUGUCCAGAAGCAGUUACAGCUGAACAAAGAGUUGUAAGGAAAGCAUCUUUUUUCAUAGAUUCUCGAUUAAACCUGGAAAUAGUUGAUGGCAAUUAUGGUGAUGCUGCAAAGCUCGGUGCUAAAUGUUCUUUGAUUCGGGAAAAGUUUAUGAUUCUGAAAGGCCAUCUUGAAUGUUUAGAAAGGAGUUCUAAACAGGAUGAAUUUUCUACUGGUUUAGGGAGUGAGAUCUAUAUGACACCAACUGAUGAAGGAUCACAAAUUUCGGUUCUUUCGCUCCCACCAAAUUGUCCAAUUAAGCGUAGGGUUGGAGUGGAAGAAUGCUCUAAAAAUGCUAAAGAAGUAGAAGCUUCAGACUGCCUUGUUACUAAUGUGCCAGAUUUAGAAGCUGUAUUUAAGCGUGCUAGGGUUGAUUAGUCAUGUGUUAUUAAAGUAUGCUUAUUUUGGACUCUAAGUUUAAGGGCUUGUACUCACUCAGUAGGUUUGUUUUAUGUAGUGGUAAUAUUAGCAUGCAGUUAGUGCUUAUUUAUUAAUUAGUAAUGUCUAAGAAACAAGUUGUGGGUGCUGCUUUCUUUUCUUAUGCACUUCUUUUGAUGUAAUAAUAUUCGGAUAAUAUAUAUAUAUAUUUGUGUGUGUGUGUCUGUU
Molecule: messenger RNA, 1495 nt
Organism: Chenopodium quinoa (quinoa)
Lineage: Eukaryota; Viridiplantae; Streptophyta; Magnoliopsida; Caryophyllales; Amaranthaceae
Exons: 3
Coding region: 563-1267 (234 amino acids)
Source: RefSeq, a predicted model, not a curated record